AUGUCGACAUGGGAGCAAAUGUACACCGAUAUGGUGCUGCAUGCACCGGAUCCAGAUGAGGAGCUGCCCUUGUCGAAUCGCAGGGCGACGAUGUUCGGCACUACGCUCACUUUCUUGAUCAUAGCAUGGUUUGCGGUUUUCUUUCGUCUGUAUGUCCGCAUCAGAGUCGUCAAGGAAUUGGGCUGGGAUGAUGCGUUUGUGUUCCUUGCUCAGUCGUUGAACACGGCAGCCACCGUCGUAAUGUGUCUUUCUGUCAAGCAAGGACUGGGUGAGCACAUGUUGUACAUUGGCUACAACCGUCUAGUAGAAUAUCUGAGGUUGUACUACUUCGAAAUGGCCAUAUACGUCACCAACUGCGGCGUCAUCAAGAUCGCUCUCUUGCUCCAGUACCUCCGCAUUUUCAAGGCUGGACUCAUGCGAUGGAUUUGCAUUGGCCUCCUCGUCGCUGUGACUCUUUGGGGUAUCGCCUUUUCGAUCACCGCAUGGUUCCCUUGCUUUCCAGUGCGAGGGUACUGGGACCGCACAGUAUCUGCGAACUGCUACGGCUUCGGACUCGGAGACCUUGAUAGCUUCAUCGCUACGUACAAAGCGCAAGCGGCCACCAACAUGUUGUUAGAUAUCUCCAUUUUCAUUGCGCCAAUGGUGUUGUUCAGAACACCAAACCUGCGAUCCAAGAACGUGUUCGCAAUGGCUGGCGUGUUCACCUUUGGAGCUGUCGUUGUCGGAACAUCAGUCUGGCGACUCCACGGCAUCGUCGAAACCAAAGGCGCAACCUAUCCCUACGUCGACUACACCUGGUGGUCGCCAACUCUCAUCAUCCUCACCUGCCUCGAAAUCGACCUUGCCAUCAUCUGCGCCUCCAUGCCCAUUUUCUGGCCCAUCAUCGAGAAGUCGCUCAGCGCCAUCUUUGUCAGCUACGAAGUCCAGGUCGUAGAGGAGCGCGUCGACGACUACGGUCUUACCUACGAGUUGGAGCACAUGAAGGGGGACGACAGGCCAUGCAGCAUAAAGAGCAGCGGGACGAGCACACAAGAGUUGACGAAUGAUGAUGAGGAGUCGCAUCCGAGGAGACCACAAUUCACGGUAGGCUUUGAUCCGCUGAGUGAGGAACAAAGAAACAAUGGGUUGAGUACGAAUGUUCAGUCGACAGCUCAGUCGAAAUGGCAGCUCUAG
Messenger RNA from Alternaria viburni, 1173 nucleotides. RefSeq lists its product as uncharacterized. Bases 1 to 1173 code for a protein of 390 amino acids. The record is from RefSeq and is a predicted model, not a curated record. The transcript is spliced from 6 exons. Lineage: Eukaryota; Fungi; Ascomycota; Dothideomycetes; Pleosporales; Pleosporaceae.